GCGUGAUACAGAUAACAUGGACAACUUUUGUCAAGUGGACCUUGAGACAGAGAUGAGCAGAGCAACAAUGAGUUUAACAGCAGCAGCGAGUGGGUUUGUUGUCUUCCUUCUCUCUGUGUCAGUGAUACAGGGUCAGAAUGACUGGGGAGUGACUUACACCUCUACUCAGAUCUGUGCCUUAAAAGGAUCAACAGUGGAAAUAAGCUGCAGCUACAGAUACCCAUCCAGAAUAAACAGCCUUGAUACUACAGUUGAGAAAGCAUUCUGGGUUACUGAAAUGAAUGGAAAUGAAAGUGUGGAUCUGAGAACAGAGUCAGAGUACGCAGGUCGUGUGCAGUACAGCUGUAAUGAGAAGAGCUGCACUCUGAGAAUCCCAGACCUGAGAGAGAGCGACUCAGCUGAGUACAAGUUCAGGUUCAUAACAAACCAACCAGGUGGGAGUUUUACUGGUUCACCUGGAGUCACUUUGUCUGUCACAGGUUUCCACGUGCAGAUGAGCAGAUCAACACCAUGCAGAACUGAAACAUGUACAUGGUCACAGCUUAUGUGUCUCAGCAGUUGUCAUCUACCUGAUCAAGCUUCCUACAUCUGGUACAAGAAUGGACAGCAAAUUCAGAAAGAGACAUCUUCUUCUUAUUCAGACUACUUUUAUCCUGCAGACAGCUGUUCCUGUGCUCUUAAAGGACAUGAGGAUUUUCCUUCUCCUUCAGUGUGUGUCCAUGGUCAUUCAUGCAGCAGAGUGACAUACACUGACAGAAGCAUCUGUGCCUUCAAAGGCUCAUCACUGGACAUUUCUUGCACAUACAACAGUUAUUACAGUUAUUAUUAUUAUUAUUAUUAUGAUAAAUCAACAUUGUGGUUCAGUCCUGAACGUAGUCAUCAGUGGCAGAAUCCUUCACAGCCUGAGGACCUUAGUGAAGACUCCCAGUAUGCAGGUCGUGUUCAGGUCCUUGAGACAGAGGGAGGACGCUCCACUCUGAGAAUCACUGACCUGAGAGAGAGCGACUCAGCUGAGUAUCGCUUCAAAUUCAAAACAGGGAGCUUUGAAUGGAGGAGUAGUUUACCUGGUACAACUCUGACUGUCACAGAUCCAGAUUUACAGGUGCAGGUGAUCUGGUCUUCUACUGGUCCAAAGCUGAUUUGUCACAGCAGCUGUCUUCGUAGUCGUUCUUCUUUUGGUUGGUACAAGAAUGAAACGAAAAUUAAGGAAGAAACAUCUCCUUCUUAUAGAGGACACAUUGAUCCAGCAGACAGUUAUUCCUGUGCCUACGAGGGUUACCGCUCUCUUCCAGUGUAUGCUCCGAUGGUUCCCUCAGUGUUGAUGAGUCCCCCUGGUGACAUUAUGAAGGACUGUUCAGUGACUCUGACCUGUAGCAGUGAUGCUAAACCAGCAGCUAAAUACACCUGGUACAAGAAGAACCAAACACUGCUCAUUAAAGAACCACAGCUUGUCUUCACGUCCAUCCAGUCCUCUGACUCUGGAGAGUAUUACUGUACAGCUGAGAAUGAGCUGGGGAGGAGGACAUCUGAACACAUCUUUAUUAAUGUGAGAUAUGCUCCAAAGACCUCCUCUGUGUCAGUGAGUCCCUCUGCUGAGAUACUGGAGGGCAGUUCAGUGAAUCUGACCUGCAGCAGUGAUGCUAACCCAGCAACUACUUACACCUGGUACAAGGAGAACCAAACACUGCUUCAAGGACCAGAAGGCAUCUAUCAUUUCACCUCCAUCAGCUCUGAGAACAGAGGGAUCUACUACUGCAAGUCUGAGAAUCAAUAUGGAUGGACUAUGUCAUCGUCUCUAUCAGUAGAUGUCCAGUAUGCUCCAAAGCUUCCCUCUGUGUCAGUGAGUCCCUCUGGUCAGAUAGUGGAGGGCAGUUCAGUGAAUCUGACCUGCAGCAGUGAUGCUAACCCAGCAGCUAAUUAUACCUGGUACAAGGAGAACGAAGACUCACCAAAAGCAUCAGGACAGAUCUUCACCAUCACUGACUUCAGACCUGAACACAGUGGGAAUUAUUACUGUGAAGCCCAGAACAGCAGAGGAAGUACUGACUCCACCUUACAUCUGAUUGUUCUGGCAGGUGCGAGGAAAUCAGCAGCUAUGGGAUCAAUCAUUGCCAUUCUUCUGGCUUUCAUACUCCUCGCUGUCUUUCUAUGGAUUAGACGAAAUAAGUCCUUCACACAACAGUCACAAGGUGGAGAGAGACCCGACAGCACAGCACAGCUUAACACAGGUCCAGUGUAUGACAACCUAUCAGCUGCAGCACAGAGACAAGCAGCAGAGCAGCAGGAUGACCUUCACUACGCCAGCAUCUGCUUCUCUCAGAACCACGCAGGUGCUCUCUACUCCAUCAGGCCAGCUCAGCCCCACAGACAAACAGAGGAAGAGGACGAGGAGGACGGUGUUGAAUACACUACUAUCAAAAUUGACAAUGCCCCAGGAACAAGACGUCAAGGAGAUGGGGAGGAUUUAUUUGCACUGUACAGCACAGUCAACAAAAACAAUGUGAACACAACAUGAAUCUGUGGUCUGUUGGAUAUAUAUAUAGAUUUUCUCUGCACCUUGUAUAAGCAGGUAGCCACGCUGAGGUUAGGGAUACUGUGCUGUGUUCAAAACCUAACAUGGCAGCAGCGGAUGGCCGCCCACCAUUGAGUCUGGUCCUGUCCAAGGUUUCUGCCUCUUAAAGGAAGUUUUUUCUUGCCACUGUAGCCAAAUGCUUGCUCAUGGUGGGAUUUGUUGGGUCUCUGUAAUUAAUUUUAUAAAGAGUGUGGUCUAGACCUGCUCUAUAGGAAAAGAGCAAAGAGAUAACUUCUGUUAUGAAUUGGUGCUAUAUAAAUAAAACUGAACUGAAUUGAAUUGUGCAUUCCUUAGGACACACAUGGCUAUGCAGCAUCAAGGCAACCAUCAAAAAUAAAAACGUGGGGUAUGUAAA
Messenger RNA from Siniperca chuatsi (mandarin fish), 2927 nucleotides. RefSeq names its product B-cell receptor CD22-like. The record is from RefSeq and is a predicted model, not a curated record. NCBI's taxonomy places the organism in Eukaryota, Metazoa, Chordata, Actinopteri, Centrarchiformes, Sinipercidae. Bases 17 to 2515 code for a protein of 832 amino acids. The transcript has 14 exons.